AUGGAUAUGGCGCACGAGAGGGACUCGAGCAGCGAGGAGGAGGUGAUGGCCGGCGACCUCCGCCGCGGGCCGUGGACGGUGGAGGAGGACAUCCUGCUCGUCAACUACAUCGCCGCUCACGGCGAGGGCCGCUGGAACUCGCUCGCCCGAUCAGCAGGUCUGAAGCGCACCGGCAAGAGCUGCCGCCUCAGGUGGCUCAACUACCUCCGCCCCGACCUCCGGCGCGGCAGCAUCACCCCGCAGGAGCAGCUGCUCAUCCUCGAGCUGCACUCGCGGUGGGGCAACCGCUGGUCCAAGAUCGCGCAGCACCUCCCCGGGCGCACCGACAACGAGAUCAAGAACUACUGGCGCACGCGCGUGCAGAAGCACGCCAAGCAGCUCAAGUGCGACGUCAACAGCCAGCAGUUCAAGGACGUCAUGCGCUACCUCUGGAUGCCCCGCCUCGUCGAGCGCAUCCAGGCCGCCGCCACGGCCGACGCGGUGCAGGCCGCCGCUGACACGCCCCUGUCGUGGCAGCACGGCGCCGACGACGCUCUCUACGAGUCACCGGAGCUCCCUGUCGACGCGUGCUGGCCAGCGGAGUACGCCGCCGUGGCCGGCGGGCAGCUGCCCAACGCCUCGGUCGCGGAGCUGUCGAGCACUACUACCGCCGGCUCUUCCUCGCCGUCCACCACGGACUCUGGCGCCGGCGCCCAGCCCAGCUGGCCUGCAGCAGUCGACGGUGCCGAGUGGUUCACCACCGCCUGCGACGCCUCCAGCGCCGCCGCCACCAUAUGCGACACGGACCAGCUGAUCCAGCAGCAGGCACCGUCCCAGCCCGCGGGUGCGUGGACGUCCGAGCCGCUGCCGAGCCUCGGGUUCCCCGAGCUGGGCGUCGCGGACUUCGAGAUGGGCAGCUUCGACGUAGACAGCAUCUGGAGCAUGGACGACUUGUGGAACACGCAGCCGCAGUUCGUGUGA
Molecule: messenger RNA, 960 nt
Organism: Triticum turgidum subsp. durum (durum wheat)
Lineage: Eukaryota; Viridiplantae; Streptophyta; Magnoliopsida; Poales; Poaceae
Source: the annotation of a GenBank genome assembly